AUGGAACCCCCUACUCAAGUUGGUGCUGCUAUCCCAGCACACACCCCUCACGCUGUGUCUGUCAUGUUUCCCACAUGGCAAGACAACAUCUAUUACGAAGAAGGCAAUCCAAUUGUCACUGCCAAAAUGGAAUGUGGCUAUCCUCGAUUCUUUAUCCAUCCCUUUAUUCAAAAGCUAUGCACUCGUCUCGUAGCCAAGUUUGGCAAGGAAAACGAUUCAAGCAUGCUGUUUCCUUCGCAUAAAGUAGCGGAGCAGUGUAGAUCAUUCAUGAAACGUUACUACAAAGAACCCACCGGCACCGUUCGUAUUGCAGAGUUCGAGAUUGCACCCCUCCAUGCCUCCAACGAGCUCCAGCCUGUACCUAUUCACAUUGUUCUAUUCCCUCAAGACGCAUUCCCUAUCGCCAAACAGUUCUGGCAGCACUCUGGAGACAUUAUUUCCUCUCGCAUGGCUGAAUACUGCUUGCGUAUCAUGGACGACAAUCAGCAAAAGUCUGCCGAGGAAACGGCCUCCAAGAAGGACGACAUGUACAGACCCAAGAUCACUAUGGGAAGUCGUAGCAGAAGCCAUUACAGCAGCAGUCGAUCGAUCCCAAAAGUCGGGCAAGACAAGGAAGAAGAGCAUGUCGAGCAAAGCACUUAUUUGGAGGAACGCUAUGGCCGCAAUUUACCUGUGAAAUUCGCAAACAAUGCCAAAGUUGCUUUGAGAAGACGUAUUGCAGGUGUCUUGAAGGGAGAGAGUGAGUUCAGUGACAAGGAAAGCAAGACAUCGUGCGCUGAUUUGGAAGAGCAACGUCAGCUGAAGGGCGAUCGUGGUAUUCGAGGUUUGUCUGAGGAGGAUGUGUACUUGUACCCUUGUGGCAUGAGCGCUAUUUAUCAUGCUCAUCAAGCUGCUAUGCUUAUUGGUGAUAGCACUGCCAAAAGCGUGUGCUUUGGAUUCCCUUAUACCGAUACCCUCAAGAUUCUACAAAAGUGGGGCGCUGGCUGUCACUUUUAUGGCCUGGGAGAGGAUGAAAGCAUGGAUGAAUUGGAGGCACUUUUGAAAUCAGGCGAAAAGAUCUUGAGUUUGUUCUGCGAAUUUCCCUCCAAUCCCUUGUUGAAGUCUCCUGAUAUCAAGCGUCUUCGCAGACUGGCAGAUGAAUACAAGUUUUUGAUCGUCAUUGAUGAGACCAUUGGUAAUUUCUGCAAUGUCGCUGUCCUCGAGUGGGCUGAUAUGGUCGUGAGUAGCUUGACAAAGGUGUUUUCUGGCGACUCCAAUGUCAUGGGCGGAAGCAUGAUUUUGAAUCCAAACGGAGCGUAUUAUACACUAUUAAAGGCUAUCUUGAAGGCAGAGUACGAGGAUUUGGUGUGGUCUGAGGAUGCCGUCUUUUUGGAGCGUAAUUCUCGUACAUUCAAGGAACGAUCCAAAACCAUCAAUCGCAAUACAGAAGCCUUGUGCGACUUUCUAAUAGAUCAUCCCAAAGUGGAGCAAGUUUUUUACCCAAAGUUCACAUGCAGAAACCAUUUUGACGCUGUCAAGAUUGAUUCUGAAGAUUCAGGAUAUGGAGGUUUGUUCUCUGUGGUUUUGAAAGACGAGAAGAGUGCUGCUACUUUUUACGACAACUUGAGCUGUGCUAAAGGACCCUCCCUUGGUACCAAUUUUACAUUGUGUAGUCCUUACACUAUCCUUGCUCAUUACACAGAGUUGGAUUGGGCUGCUCAAUUUGGUGUGGCACGUCAUUUAGUCCGUGUCAGUGUUGGUUUAGAAGACAGAGACAAACUAUUGUCCAUGUUCAAAAUGGCCUUGGACACUGUUGAAUAG
Molecule: messenger RNA, 1800 nt
Organism: Mucor velutinosus
Lineage: Eukaryota; Fungi; Mucoromycota; Mucoromycetes; Mucorales; Mucoraceae
Exons: 5
Coding region: 1-1800 (599 amino acids)
Biological process (GO): transsulfuration
Molecular function (GO): cystathionine gamma-synthase activity; pyridoxal phosphate binding
Source: RefSeq, a predicted model, not a curated record